AUGGUGGAUGUUGAUGUUUGUGCGGGUGGAGAUAGCACCAGAAGAAAAAUGGAUGCCCUGACAGAUAGUGCAGUUGAGAUUGUCCCUUUGGAGCUCUAUGAUUCAGCCCGAGCAAAAAUAGCUGCUAAUCUACAAUGGAUCUGUGCUAAAGCCUACGGAAUAGAUAAUGUCCCAGAGGAGCUGAAGGACCCAUUUUACAUCGAUCAAUAUGAGCAAGAACAUAUUAAACCACCCGUCAUCAAGCUGCUGCUCUCCAGCGAGCUGUACUGCCGUGUCUGCAGCCUCAUUCUGAAGGGGGAUCAGGUGGCGGCUCUGCAGGGACACCAGUCAGUCAUCCAGGCUCUGUCUCGAAAAGGGAUUUACGUCAUGGAGAGUGAUGAUACACCUGUGUCUGACUCUGAUCUGGGCUCUGCACCAAUCAAAAUGAGUUCUCACAUGGCAAUGAUUGAUGCUCUUAUGAUGGCCUAUACUGUAGAAAUGAUCAGCAUUGAGAAAGUGGUUGCUAGUGUCAAGCGUUUCUCUACAUUCAGUGCCUCAAAAGAACUGCCCUAUGAUUUGGAGGAUGCAAUGGUUUUCUGGAUUAACAAGGUGAACCUUAAAAUGAGGGAGAUAACAGAGAAAGAGAUUAAAUUAAAACAGCAACUAAUGGAAAGUCCAGGGCACCAGAAGGUGCGUUACAGAAGAGACCACCUUUCAAGCAGGCAACUACCUUACUUUCCUUUGCUUGAAGAUUUGAUGAAGGAUGGUAGUGAUGGUGCUGCUCUUCUAGCUGUGAUACACUAUUAUUGUCCAGAGCAAAUGAAACUAGAUGAUAUUUGUCUGAAGGAGGUAACUUCAAUUGCAGACAGCCUCUAUAAUAUUCAACUUUUGAGAGAAUUCUCAAAUGAAUAUCUAAACAAAUGCUUUUACCUCACAUUGGAGGACAUGCUUUAUGCUCCUUUGGUUUUAAAGCCUAAUGUCAUGGUAUUCAUCGCGGAACUCUUCUGGUGGUUUGAGAAUGUCAAACCAGACUUUGUGCAGCCAAGAGAUAUUCAGGAGAUAAAAGAUGUUAAAACAGUGCUGCAGCAGAAGAGCAGUCGUCCACCCGUUCCGAUUUCCAAUGCAACGAAGCGAAGUUUCAUGGCCAGCCCUGCCACUACAAGUCCAGCAGCAGACUUGCAGCCCUCGGCCCAGGCAGGCCCCGAAGCUUGCACUCGGUACUACCUGCACCCUGAGGAGCCUGACUAUCUUGGCAAAGGAGGAAGCCCUGCCUUUAGCCCUUCCCAUCCACUGCUCCCUUUGAGACAAAAGCAACAGAAAUCUUUACAGGGAGAAGACAGCCCUGGUCAUCGGCAUCGUUCUAAUUCUCUGACCCGUGUUGACGGGCAGCCACGAGGUGCCAUUCUUGCGUGGCCAGAGAAGAAACCCAGGCCUCUGUCUCAGCCAACACCAUUUGCCCUUCAUCAUUCUGCCAGUACCGAUGUGGACCCUGGGUCUGGCGAUAGCAUUAGUCUGGCUAGAUCAAUCAGCAAAGACAGUCUUGCCUCAAACAUUGUUAACGUAACUCCAAAAAAUCAGCCCCAUCCUCCAGCGAUGAAGACGAACGGGAAGAGCUUGCUGAACAACGUGGAAAUUGAGGAUGAAGAUGAAGAGCUUAUUGCCAUAAUCAGAUCUGAAGAAAGGCCACAUCGCGGUGAUCUUGAGUUGCAGAACGCGUCAGCCCGGGUGCCCAGCAUAGCUGCAAGUGCGUGGUCUCCAAAAACACGUAGCGAGCCUUCGGAAGGCAAACCGGACAGUUUUUACUUGGAGCCCUUAAUGCCUGCUGUUCUAAAGCCAGCGAAGGAAAAACAGAUCAUCAACAAAGAGGAUGAAUGUGGGGAGGGGAAACAAAGGAGUUUUGUAACAAAGAGAUUAAAUGAAGGACACUUGCCUCUGAGCCGCAAGAAAGCACAUAGCAGUCAUGGUGAGCAUGACCUCAAUAGGACUUUUACUCCAAUUUCUAGUUCUGAUUUCACUCCAGUUGCAGAUCCUGGUAUUGCAGAUCCGGUGGCACUGGUGGAGGCAGGUUUAGACGCUUCCAGACCUCUGGCUAGUAGCAGUUUAGAUCCUUCCGCUCAGGAGCUAUCCCCUGGAGGAUUUUUUCUUCAUGCUGCUAAGUCUGAUGAUGACAUAGCAAGUAAAGUCAAUGCCAGUUAUGUGAAAAGUCUCAACUUGCAUGUUCCCGAUACUACAUGGACCAUGGUGAGACAGGACUCGGAUUCAGAUCUCUUAGACAUAGAAGAUGCCGAACAGGAUUUGGUGGUCAUUGAUGACCAUCCUAUAGUCGCUAAAUACAUUGGCGAGGAAGAAUCUGCAAAAUUGCAAGAAGAUAUGAAGGUAAAAGAACAUGAAGAUAAGGAUGAUGCCAGUGGCCGUUCCAGCCCCUGCUUGAGUACAAUUUCUCAAGUUAGCAGUGUGUCGAUGACGAGCGGGAGCGUCCGGAUGACCAAUUUCGCAGAACGAAAGCUUCAGAGGCUCAAUAGCUACGAAACAAAGUCCAGCACAAGUAGUUCACAAAAGACCACACCAGAUGGAUCGGAAAGCUGCCCGGCACCGCUAACCACAUGGAAACAAAAGCGGGAGCAGAGCCCCGGCAGACAAAAUAAAGAUAACGUUAAUCUUCUAGCUUCUGAAUUGGUGCAGCUUCACAUGCAGUUGGAAGAGAAACGAAGGGCAAUAGAAGCUCAGAAGAAGAAGAUGGAAGCCUUAUCAGCGAGGCAGCGACUAAAAUUGGGCAAGGCAGCUUUCUUGCAUGUUGUUAAAAAAGGGAAAUCUCCUGACGUUCCUCAGCCUCUUAAACCCGAACAUUUUGCAAAGGAAUAUUCUCGGCACAAUGGUGAAGACUUAGAUGAGGUUUCUUUAGGUUCCAAAUCUGAGGAGUUUCUUGUGAAAGAGGAGGAGAGAGAAGAAAUGCUUCAUGAUUCUCAAGAAGUAACAAAGGUAAAAAUGCAAGAAAGCCUAGCUUUUGCUGAGCAGCAUAAACCAAAAGACCCUGCUGCUAUACAUGAUUUGGAAAAAAGUAAAAUUAUUUCUGUUGCCCUCCUAGAGGACAGUGUUACCGAGGUGGAUAUAAAUGAAUGUGAUCUGUCUAUUGAAAAACUGAAUGAAACAAUCAGCACGCUUCAGCAGGCUAUAUUAAAGAUUUCUCAGCAACAGGAGCUACUUAUGAAAUCUCCAUCAGUGCCGUCACCAGGAACCAGAAAUAACUCUCAGGACCAAAAGGUAAAACCAUCCAUUCAUUUUGUUGAGCCCCUGUCUCCAACUGGAAUGAACAGUCUUCGUAAACCACCUCGCUUUGGUCAAGGGAGGAAUCCUCGGGCAGGAAGACCAGCUGACCUGAAAGUCACUAAAGACAGACAGCAGAAUUCAGCCCGUGUUAAAACCCCAACACCAAGCCUAGAAAGCUUACCGCAUUUGAGAGCGUUUCCAUCCAAUAGCUUGUCAAAGACACCAACAGAAAUCAGCUUGGAAAGUAGUCCUGAUCUUGGAAGUGUUUCUCAAGAAAAGUGUUUCUUCGAUACCUACCGACUUCAUGAUGAGAGCAAUCAACGGUCUCUUGUUCUUUCCACCUCCAAGGAUGCAAAUAUUAUUUCCGAAAUGAGCAAAGAGGUGAAUAACAGCUUCAAGGAAACAGGGUUGAAUUCUUCUGAUGGCUCAGGAAAAGAAAAUGUCCCGGUGGAUGAGCCGCUGAGAAGCAAGGCUAAUCUCAUUGAAGUAGACUUGUCUGACUUAAAAGCUCCAGAUGAAGGAGAGCUUGAAAACCAGGAUAGCUCCACGGACAUCAUUAGUGAAGGUGAUCAGAAGUCUGGCGUGGGUUUUUUCUUCAAGGAUGAACAGAAAGCGGAAGAUGAGCUCGCAAAAAAACGUGCAGCGUUCCUUUUGAAGCAGCAGCGCAAGGCUGAGGAGGCCCGGAUUCGGAAGCAGCAGUUGGAGGCUGAGGUUGAACAGAAAAGAGACGAAGCUCGUCGCAAAGCUGAGGAGGACCGAAUACGGAAGGAAGAGGAGAAGGCUCGAAGAGAACUUAUCAAGCAAGAAUAUCUAAGGAAGAAACAGCAGCAAAUUUUGGAGGAGCAAGGGCUUGGGAAGCCCAAAUCAAAGCCCAAAAAACCCAGGCCAAAGUCGGUCCAUCGUGAAGAGUCUUACAGCGAUUCCGGGACGAAGUGUUCUUCCACCCCUGAUAACUUGAGCAGCGCUCAGUCCGGUUCCAGCCUUUCCCUGGCCUCGGCGGCAACGACCGAACCCGAGAGCGUGCACUCCGGUGGCACGCCAUCCCAGAGAGUUGAAUCCAUGGAGUCCUUACCAAUACUGAGCAGAAAUCCUAGCAGGAACACGGAACGAGACUGGGAGAAUGCCUCAACAGCAUCUUCUAUUGCUUCGGUGGCGGAAUACACAGGUCCAAAAUUGUUUAAGGAACCCAGCAGCAAAUCAAACAAACACAUAAUUCACAAUGCUAUCUCUCAUUGCUGCCUCGCUGGAAAAGUGAACGAACCCCAUAAGAACUCAAUAUUAGAGGAACUAGAAAAAUGUGAUGCCAACCACUACAUCAUUUUGUUCCGUGAUGCCGGCUGCCAGUUCAGAGCACUUUAUUGCUACUAUCCUGACACUGAAGAGAUCUACAAGCUGACAGGAACGGGGCCAAAGAGCAUCACCAAGAAAAUGAUUGACAAACUUUAUAAGUACAGUUCGGACAGAAAACAAUUUAACGUGAUUCCAGCCAAAACCAUGUCUGUCAGCGUGGAUGCUCUCACGAUCCAUAACCACUUGUGGCAAGCCAAGCGACCUGCGGUGCCAAAGAAGACUCAGACUCGUAAAUGACACUGAGCUCUUGGGGAGAAGGUUGCUGAACGGGAUCGCACUGAAAGAAGACAUGUUUACCAUUUUCCUCCAGUGGGGUAUGAAGCGCGCAGAACCAUAAACACUUUUUAAGAAGCUUCUGAACAGAAACCGUGGGCGCAAGUUCUUAAGAAUGAAGGAACGUUUGCCGGUGUUUUUUAUGAAUGAUAAAUCUGCUGUUACACCCAAUGCUAACUACUGUG
Molecule: messenger RNA, 5054 nt
Organism: Eurypyga helias (sunbittern)
Lineage: Eukaryota; Metazoa; Chordata; Aves; Eurypygiformes; Eurypygidae
Gene: CAMSAP1
Product: calmodulin regulated spectrin-associated protein 1
Exons: 17
Coding region: 1-4833 (1610 amino acids)
Biological process (GO): cytoplasmic microtubule organization; negative regulation of microtubule depolymerization; neuron projection development
Cellular component (GO): microtubule minus-end
Molecular function (GO): spectrin binding; microtubule minus-end binding; calmodulin binding
Source: RefSeq, a predicted model, not a curated record